AUGGGUAAACCAAAAAGCGGUAACGCUGCGAAGACGAAAGUCGGGGUUGGGACCAAUAAUAGCAGCAACACUAAAUCAGCCACGCCCUCGACCCCCGGUGCACCACCCGCUUGGCCCCAGUUCAAGCCACCACUGCCAGUUACCCAUCUGGUUCCCGACAAGCUUGGCCCUUGCCCUGAUAAGGUUGUUCUGAUCCGCAACUUCUGGCCAAAAUCCCUUUGCGCUUCCUAUGUCACCUUCCUCAGGGGCCUGCCACUCAUCACUACCCCCGGACGGCCCAAGCGGGGAGAUGCGGUGAGGGUAAACGACCGUUUUCAAGUGCAGGAUGCUGCCUUUGCCCGGCGCCUUUGGGACGAGACUGGGCUGCGCGAAUCUCUGGGUCAAGAAGACGUUCAGGGUUUAUGGGGCGGUGAAGUCGUUGGUUUGAACCCCAAUAUCCGCAUAUAUCGCUACUCCAAGGGCCAGUAUUUUGAUGCACAUUAUGAUGACUCCAACAACGUCUCGCUCACACCCGACCCGUCGGCUGGGCCUGUCACGUGUAAGACAACCUGGACGCUGCUACUUUACCUCACGUCCUCCGUUGAGGGCUGUGUCGGCGGCGAGACCGUCUUUUUCCCCAACGACCGCCGUUCCGCCAAGGAAGAGAUCCCGGUCGCCCUCGAGACGGGAAUGCUUCUUCUUCACAAGCAUGGCGACGACUGCAUGCUGCACGAGGGUCGCGAGGUCACCGCUGGUGAGAAGUGGGUGCUGAGGACGGAUCUGUGCGUUAGGAAGUGA
Messenger RNA from Colletotrichum graminicola M1.001, 777 nucleotides. RefSeq lists its product as uncharacterized. Gene Ontology annotation, molecular function: procollagen-proline 4-dioxygenase activity; L-ascorbic acid binding; iron ion binding. Gene Ontology annotation, cellular component: endoplasmic reticulum. The transcript has 4 exons. Lineage: Eukaryota; Fungi; Ascomycota; Sordariomycetes; Glomerellales; Glomerellaceae. Gene Ontology annotation, biological process: peptidyl-proline hydroxylation to 4-hydroxy-L-proline. The record is from RefSeq and is a predicted model, not a curated record. Bases 1 to 777 code for a protein of 258 amino acids.